AUGGUGAAGGUGGACAUAACUGACAUUAAUGACAAUUCACCAUUUUUUCCUUCUGAGCAAAUCGAUAUUGAUAUUUCAGAAAAUGCUUUUCCUGGAACACGGUUUCCCCUCACCAGUGCCCAUGAUCCAGAUUCUGGAGACUAUGGCUUGAAGACAUACGUUAUCAACCAUAAUGGCCUGUUUUCCUUAGAUGUGAAGUCCAGAGGAGAUGGGACCAAAUUCCCUGAGCUUGUUAUAGAUAAGCCACUAGACAGAGAAGAGCAAAGUCACCACAACCUAAUUUUGACAGCUUUAGAUGGUGGCAAUCCACCAAGAUCAGCCACUGUGCAAAUAAAUGUCAAAGUGAUAGAUUCCAAUGAUAAUAGCCCUGUUUUUGAAGCACCUUCUUACAUGGUGGAAAUCCCAGAAAACUCCCCAAUUGGUAGAGUUGUCAUUGACCUCAAUGCUACAGAUGCAGAUGAAGGGUCCAAUGGUGAGGUCAUAUACUCUUUCAGUGGAUAUGCACCAGACAGGGUUCAUGAACUCUUCUCUAUUGAUCCCAACACAGGGGUGAUCCAAGUCAAGGGUAAUCUGGACUAUGAGGAAAAUAACCUGAUUGAAAUUGAUGUGCAAGCACGUGAUCAAGGCCCAAACCCAAUCCCUGCACACUGUAAAGUUACUGUUAAAGUGAUAGAUAAAAAUGACAAUGCUCCAUCUAUUGGCUUUGUAUCAGUCCGCCAGGGAGCAAUUAGUGAGGCAGCACCCCCUGGUACAGUUAUUGCUUUAGUGAGGGUCACUGACAAGGACUCGGGGAAGAAUGGACAAUUACAGUGCAGGGUCCUAGGCAAUGGGGGGGGGGGGGGGGGGGGCAGCUCUAGAGCAGCUCUGGGGAAUGUCCCAUUUAAACUUGAAGAUAAUUAUGACAACUUCUACACUGUUGUAACUAGUAGGCCUCUUGAUCGUGAAAUACAAGAUGAAUACAAUGUAACUAUCAUUGCUCGAGAUAAUGGCAACCCCUCGCUAGAUUCUACAAAUUCUUUCACUGUAAGGAUUUUGGAUGAAAAUGACAACCCUCCAAUUUUUUCGAAAUCUAUGUAUGCAUUGCAAGUUUCUGCAAAUAAUAUCCCCGGAGAGUACCUUGGUUCAGUUCUUGCACAAGAUCCAGAUUUAGGGCAAAAUGGAACUGUGUCUUAUUCCAUAUUUCCCUCAUAUAUUGACAGUGUGUCUAUCUCCACAUAUGUGUCCAUUAAUCCAAGGAAUGGAGCAAUUUAUGCCCUAAGGACUUUCUAUUAUGAGCUAACAAAAUAUUUUGAAUUUAAAGUAAUUGCAAAGGACCUAGGCACUCCGCAUUUAGAAAGCAAUGCCACUGUCAGAGUAUCUGUUUUAGAUGUCAAUAACAAUGCACCAGUCAUUAUUCUACCCAGCUUGCAGAAUGACACCGCAGAAAUUUAUGUGCCACGCAAUGUAGGCAUGGGAUAUGUUAUUAGCACUGUUAGAGCGAUGGACAUUGACUUUGGCGAAAGUGGGCGAGUAACUUAUGAAAUAAUUCAAGAAAGUAAAGAAAAUCUCUUUGAAAUAGAUCCAGUGACUGGAGAGAUCAGAUUGAUCAACCCACAUUGGGAGGAUAUUGCCCCAGUGGUUGAACUAAUAAUCAAAGUCACUGAUAAUGGAAAACCAUCACUUUCAACUGUGGCAAAACUCAUCAUAAAGGCAAAUUCAGACUGUUUAGGGUGUUAUGAAGAUGAUAAUGUGAUUGGAGAACAACGGGACUGGGAUAUCUACUUACCUGUUUUGGUUGCCCUGAGUGCAAUUUCUAUAAUCCUUUUUGCGGCAAUGGUCACAAUAGUUGUUAAAUGUAAAAAGGAGAACAAAGACGUUGGAUCCUACAGCGGUAGGGCAAGAGCCUACACCUCUCAGCCUAAAUUAGGAAAAAUGAAAAAAAAAGAAAUAUAA
Messenger RNA from Staurois parvus, 1932 nucleotides. Lineage: Eukaryota; Metazoa; Chordata; Amphibia; Anura; Ranidae. The record is from the annotation of a GenBank genome assembly.